ACUAAAUCUUUUCUUCGAGUUAAUUUUCAACUUCAAGCUCUUUCAACAGUGUAAUACAGACUCUUAAACAUGGCUAUCCGAUUGCCUAGUAUUAUGCACGCUAAGCAGAUUCUCCGACGAGGACGUUUUCUUGCAAACGGAGCAGCUUCAACAUCUUCAGUGGGUGUUCCAAAAGGUUUCUUGGCUGUGUAUGUUGGAGAAAGCGAAAAAAAGCGACACAUGGUUCCGAUUUCUUUCUUGAGUCAGCCUUCAUUUCAAGAGUUGCUAAGUAAGGCAGAGGAAGAAUUUGGAUUUGACCAUCCAAUGGGUGGACUCACAAUCCCUUGCAGAGAAGAAAUCUUCAUUAAUCUCACUUCUCGGUUAAGGGACCUGUGAUUUGUGCUUAAAAUAUAAAUUAUCAGAGACAAUUUUGUAAAGACUUAUAUGAACAGCUGAGGAAGUUGUAAAUAGAAAUUGUAGACAAACUUUACAUUUGUUAUAGAUUACAGAAAGAACAACA
This is a messenger RNA of Prunus mume (Japanese apricot), 499 nucleotides long. RefSeq names its product auxin-responsive protein SAUR21-like. Lineage: Eukaryota; Viridiplantae; Streptophyta; Magnoliopsida; Rosales; Rosaceae. Gene Ontology annotation, biological process: response to auxin. The record is from RefSeq and is a predicted model, not a curated record.